Molecule: messenger RNA, 1651 nt
Organism: Plutella xylostella (diamondback moth)
Lineage: Eukaryota; Metazoa; Arthropoda; Insecta; Lepidoptera; Plutellidae
Gene: Orc5
Product: origin recognition complex subunit 5
Biological process (GO): DNA replication initiation; DNA replication
Cellular component (GO): nuclear origin of replication recognition complex; nucleus
Molecular function (GO): DNA replication origin binding
Source: RefSeq, a predicted model, not a curated record
ACCCAGAGUACUAUCGCAAUUUUGCUCUGUGAACGAAACUGUCACUGUCAAAGUUGUCAAAAUAAGGCGCUAAAGUUGAGCUUUUGCGUUAAAAUCUUUUGUUUUGUUUACUAAAUAACGUUGCUAUUCCUUAAAAAUGGAAGAAAUAAGCAAAAGAGUGCCGUGCAGAGAUAAACAGUUACAGAUUCUGUUCGAUCUGUUUGGUGAUUACGACGAGCCACUACCGUGUUCGGUGUUCGCAAGUGGAUGCAUGUCUACCGGCAAGAGUUUGUGUAUCCAGUCGGUGCUGCGGCAUUUAGGCUACAAGCAUGUCAUCAUCAACUGCAUAGAAUGCUACGCGCCCAAGAUCAUGUACGAGAGCAUCCUGAGCGGCCUCGGGACCGACUACGAAGCCGAGGUAGGAAUCAAGUGCGACUCUCUCAAAGACCUCAUCCAUGGCCUUAAUUUGUUAGGGCAGACGCAAAUAAACUAUGAGCCAGUCGUUAUAGUUAUAGACAAGGCUGAGAGACUGAGGACUAUGGAUCAGAGCAUCAUAAGUGCACUGUUGAGGCUCCGGGAGCUCUGUAACCUAAAUAUCUGCACUGUGUUCAUUACACAUUUAGUUUUUGAUCAAUUCUACUUCAAAAUGGGUGUAAGAGAACCUAUAAAGUUAUACUUCCCAAACUACAACAAAGAAGAACUGUUCAAAAUCAUAUUCUUGCAUCAGAGUACAUUUGUUCAGUACAUUUUAAAUGAUAUUGAUGUGGGUGAUAAAGUUAAGGAAGAACUUGAGAAGCCAGAGUUGUUUGCCAACUUCCUGAAUGCUUUUCUGAGUGUUUUCUACAGACCUUGUCGAGACCUCAUUGAGCUGCAACACAUGGCUCGGGUCAACUUUGUAAAAUACUGUGAACCAAUAGUGAAGGGAGACAUCCAAGCACAGGACCUCACUCGCCUGUGGAGGCACAUAUCUCCCAUACUGAAAACAAGCUUAGAACUUCUGUACCUCAGAAUCAGUUCAUCAAAGCCACAAACACAAUCCCCGGGGAAGGAGAACAGUGACUGGGAGACCGCGCCUGCAUACAACUUUGAGAACACAUUGAAAGAAGAACUCACUUCAACAAAAACAUUUGCUCAAAGCUUUGAGUUACCAUACUAUGCCAAGUACCUCCUUAUAGCUGCCUAUCUAGCCAGCUACAACCCACCAAAGGAAGACAAAAGACUGUUCAUGAAACAUCAUGGGAAGCAGCGGAAGAGACUGCAGCAAGUCCGAGCAAAAGCCAAGAUAAGUGAGAAGCUAAACACACAGCUUGGCCCUAAAAUGUUUACUUUAGAUAGGUUACUGGCAAUAUUCUAUGCUAUAUUGGAAGAAAAGAUUGGCCUAACAAGUAACCUUCUGGCCCAAAUAGCUACAUUAGUUGAGCUGAAGUUGAUUGCGGGUAGCAAAGAAAUUGAUUUGGACACAGCAAAAUACAAGUGCAUUGUUGGUUACGACUUCAUUGCAGCUGUGGCACAGACUGUCGGAUUUAAUGUGAGGAAGUAUCUGUAUGAUUUUAUGUGAAAAGUGUAAACUAUAAGACUGUGUAAAAGCUGGCUGUUUACAAAAUGUGAGUCAAACUGUGUUUUUUAUUUAUUAAUCAAAAUUGUGUUCAAUAAAUCAUAUUGAUAUAGCAAA